Messenger RNA from Linum trigynum, 758 nucleotides. NCBI's taxonomy places the organism in Eukaryota, Viridiplantae, Streptophyta, Magnoliopsida, Malpighiales, Linaceae. The record is from the annotation of a GenBank genome assembly.
ACAUCUUUUCUUGGAAAUAUGUUCAUAUAUAAUUGGGAGCAAGAUGAGAUUCAUGCAUGGAACAUGUUCAUAUGGGUCAUAGUGAGUAGAAGCAAAUAAUUUAUGUUCUUAUAUGCAUAUAUUUGCCUCUGAAAGUUCUAUGCCGUGUACAUAUAUAUUUGUGAUGGAGAUGAUUCUGUUAUUCACUUUGCGCUCUUGAAGUGAAUUGGCCAAGAUGGCUGGAAGCAUUCCAAAGCCGAAGCACCCCGUCAAUGUUGAUGAAGAUGACGAUGACGUCGUAGAGGUCAUCAAUAUUGAACCAGAUCCGGAGAUCAUUGAUCUCUCUACUCUCGAAAUGGAGUUUGACAAUGAAGAGUGGUUCGAUUUUUUUGACGAUAGCGGGGAUUGGCUAUAUAAUGACAUUGGUGGAGAGCAUCCAACCAAUUAUUGGACUCUAGAUGAUAUACCCAUCUAUGAUUGGUACUCACUGGGUCCUAAUGUGGACGAUUUGGGCACCCAUGUGGACUCGAUGGAGAAUAUGGGGGAAGAAGAGAAAGUUGAGGAAUCGGGGAACGAGGAGGAGUACUCCGACAUAGAGACUAAUGAAUGUCUCUCUGAUCCUGACUUCGACCCCAAGAAUCCUUAGGAUUCUUGUAUAUGUAUUGUAAUCUCCUUUGAGGAGUAGACAUAUGUAUGUGUGUAUAUAUACAUAUGGUAUUAAUACGUGUGUACCUAUGUAAGUCUUGUAAUUACAUGAUGAAUAAAGGACAAAUGUUCUU